Molecule: messenger RNA, 939 nt
Organism: Bipolaris oryzae ATCC 44560
Lineage: Eukaryota; Fungi; Ascomycota; Dothideomycetes; Pleosporales; Pleosporaceae
Exons: 4
Coding region: 1-939 (312 amino acids)
Source: RefSeq, a predicted model, not a curated record
AUGGCACAAAAUGCAAGACAAAAAGCCACUAGCAACCUGAGACGAGGCUCUAGACCUGUCUUCCAGUUUACUAACUUGCCUGCAGAAUUGCAACUACUUAUACUUAAUAGGUGCGACAUGAUUUCGAUUGAAAGGCUUCUGAGCGUCAGCUUGUAUGUCAGAAGUCUUUGUAUUCAGUACCCAGAGAUUGUAAUCCAAGGUUCACUCUCAGAAAUCCCUCAGCCUUUCGCCGGCUUCCUACAUGUUGCGACCGCAUUGCACAACAUCAGCGUAGAUAUCUACGUCGAAGUAGACGUGGCCGCAGACAUAGUCGCACAAAGUAUGAAUGCUGCAAUGCAGAUCUACAUCGACCCACAGGUGGCUGUCACGCCUGUCGUGCUGUCUGUGGCGGAGCAUACACGACUGGUAUGCGCUCUUCUGAUCGUCAAAAUCUACUACCAGCUCAGGUCUAAAUUUGUACCCAAUGGCCGCAGGUCAAUGAAGGACUUCGCAACUGCAUUCAUGCAGACUUUAGCGCCGUGGCAGAUAGCCCAAAGCAGCUCGGUUGAAGGUUUUCUGGAUUCGUGCCAGAAGUUUCUGGUCGGCCUCUACGACGAAAUCAUUGAUAACCGAUACACAUGUUGCGAAUGUCUUUUUCGCGGCUGGAUAAUGUAUAGAACGGUCAGUCCUGAUGAUAUGAUGCGACGACAUCUCGUUUGGAGAGUUGGUAUGCUGUUCUGGUGUCAAAGCCGACUAGCGGGUUGGGGUAUGGUCGACUCCAGCGAUGUGGUAACCUUGGGCAGACAGACAGCCUGGCGACUGGGAUACAUGCGUCGGCGGUAUCCAUACUCGCUACAACAAGGCCACAUAGAAGAUACGACAAGUCAGCAGACUAUUGAAUGGACACGCAGCCAUGAACAGAUUAAUUUUGAAGAGUUCUUGGCAAGGCAAUUGGGAUAA